Centruroides sculpturatus (bark scorpion) is the source of this 3611-nucleotide messenger RNA. RefSeq names its product protein RRNAD1-like. The record is from RefSeq and is a predicted model, not a curated record. The transcript is spliced from 12 exons. The coding region runs from base 84 to 1544 and encodes 486 amino acids. Lineage: Eukaryota; Metazoa; Arthropoda; Arachnida; Scorpiones; Buthidae.
GCAACACGAAAGCGUGCGUAGCGUGUUUGAUGCAGACGAUACAACUGCUGUUUGAAAUUCGCAUUAUUUAAGCAUUUUCGGAAAUGAUCUCGAUACGUAACGAACAAGAAGCCAAUCAAAUUAAACUUUACAUUUCUUUCUUAACGAAAUUCUUGAGAGAAUUUACAUGGUUAAUCGAUUCCUUUGUGUUGGAUUUCUUCACCGAUAACCAUUGGUCGAAAUUACCAUUUUCCUGGCAAUUGUGUCUUUGCAAUGUAGAACCACAAGAUCUAUCAGUUUGGUUAACGAAAGAAAAAAUGAGUUACAAAGAGGUCUGGCCUUUGGGUCUGCAAGCUCUUCGAAUUGUUGCACAUACAUUCACAUUAUCUCGUAAAGCAGUUACCUGUUUCCAUCAGUUAGAACAGUUUCUGAAUUCUUUUAAAUUUGAAAAUAAAGAUAGAAACAUAAAUUCAAAUGAAGAUGCCGAAAUGUUGAAGUGUUCAGAUUUUGAUCAUAUAUUUACAAGACAUGUAAAACCUAAAAAACGUCAUGAAAUUGAAAGAAUUGCACAGAUUGCCCAAGUGGUCUUACAAAACAUUAAAUGUCAUAAUGUUGUUGAUAUUGGAUCUGGCCAGGGACAUUUAUCUCGUCUUUUAUCACUUCGGUAUGGCUUUCAAGUAAUAACAAUGGAGACUAUAGAAUCUCACAUUAAAACUGCAGAAAAAUAUGAUAAGAAGGCUUUAAGAGAAAUUGUUAAGAAACAAAACAAUAGUAAUUUGAAUGAGAAAUCUGAAUUGAGUGCUUUAAUAUUGCCAAAGCAUAUUGUUUAUCAUAUAUCUGAAUCGACAAGUGAAUCUGAAUUAAUUCAAAUGAUAAAGAAAAAUUGGGAAACAGAUGUAAUAAACUCAGAUAUAUUUUUCAGUAUUGUUGGGCUGCAUACUUGUGGAAAUCUUGCAGUUAAUAUGAUUAAAUUAUUUUUGAAUAACUUUGAAGCUAAUGUAAUUUUGUCUGUUGGUUGCUGUUAUAUGAAGCUAGAUUUAAACAGAAAUUUUCCACUGAGUAAUUUCCUGAAGAAUUCCAAAUUCACACUGACUUAUGAAGCUUUAGAAAUAAGUUGUCAUGCAAUUGAGACUUAUACUGAGAGAUUAAGAAGAAAUGCAGAUUGUUUGAAGAUUCACUGUUACCGAGCUACUCUGGAAACUUUGAUUGUAAAGUAUUUACCGGAGAUGAAACAUUUCGGUCUUCAUAGUAUAAAGCAUGCAGAUAAAAUGCCAUUUUCUGUUUAUGUUCAGAAUGCAUUGAAAAGAAUUGAUUUAAAUAUCACUCCAGAAGACGUAUCGUCUCCUUACAUUAAUGAAUGCCUUGAACAUUGGAAACUAGUCGUGAUAUUUUAUUCUCUCAGAUUAAUGAUUGCGCCAGUAAUAGAAACCCUUGUGUUACUAGACAGGUUGCUGUUUUUAUAUGAAAAAGGUUGUUCCUGUUGUUUGAUGCCAUUAUUUGAUCCGAAAAUAUCGCCACGUAACCAAAUUUUGAUAGGAGUUAAACCGAAUAUUUUUAAACAUUAAAAAUUUAAAAAAAAACUUUAUCAAAAUAUGAAUUACUGUAGAUAAAAAUCAAUUUCUUCCAUAAUAAUUAAUUAAAAUAUUGUACAUAUUUCAACUCAUUUUCAAAAAUUGCAUAUUAUAAAUAUUUAACAAUUAUAGAAGAUAAGCAAAUUAUUUUAUUAAUUAUUUAUUGAACGAGAAACAUUUUAACAUUUUUGAUUUUAUUCAGCACCUAUUAUGAAUGAACGAAUGGUAGCUUAUGCAGCAAUAUGACUAUUUUAUGCAAUUAAUAUUUGUGUUAUGCAUUAUGGUAAGAGAAAAUACCCAGGAACAGAGAAGUAUUAUUUGAUAAAGAAUUGUUUUGGACGAAAACAAAUCCAGCGAGAAAUAAGUAUGAUGAAUUUAAUAUUGACGGUGUCUGAAUGGAAAAUUCUAAAGAAAAAUGUCGACAAUUGCCCGAAUGAGUGAAAUAAAAUAAAUACAUGUUUGCAAAAUAACCAAACUUCAAAUGAUUCCUCAAUGUAUGAAAUAAGCAAUUUGAUCACAAUGAUUUUCAGAAGCAAAUAUGCAUAAAAUUAGAUAUACAGUACACAGGCAAUCAAAAAGUUCCCAAAAUUAUGGUAGAGCAUCGUAAUGGUAAGACAUAUGGAUAUUCUUACUUAAUCAGCUUUAAAAUAGAUGAUUAAGCAAACCCUUCAGCACAAACACACUUGCCCCAUUGAUCCUGCCAUUGUCGGAAGCACUUUUGGAAACUCGUUUUGGAUCAUUCGGGAACCACUGUCCAGAUGGUACAAGCUACAAGUUCAUACCAAGUGGACAGUGUGAUACUGACCAUUUCUGCAUGCAAAUUUUGCAUAGGUUACAAGUUGUAGGAAAUGGUAUGACAAGUGGCCGGAAAGGUGGUUUCUACAUUGUGAUAACGAACUGAGUCACUGUAGCAACUCAUUGUUGACAAGACUUCCUGUCAUUGCCAGGAAGCCAUACUCACCGGAUCUCACUUCGAGUGACUUUUGGCUGCUCCCUACCCCGAAAGUGGAUCUCAAAGGGCACGUUUCAUAAUCACAGAAGACAACAAAUGGAACGAGAUGACUGAAUUUCUGAAUAUUCCUAAAGAAGCCUUUCAAUGGGGUUUCCAACAAUGGCAGGAUCGACGGCACAAGCUUGCAUGUGCCAAAGGGUCCUGCUUUGAAGGCUAUUAGUUAAGUGUUUCAUAUGUCCUACCAUUACAGUGCUAUACCACAAUUCUGGGAAUAUUUUGUCUGCUCGGGUAUUUGUAUAUUCAAAAAUUUUGGGUUACACUAACCCAUUUUUAAGAGUUUAUCUACAGAAUGAAAAAUAAACAGAAUUUCUUGAUUUGUUUAUUAUUUACUGAAAGUAGACAACUGAUUUAAAAGUGUUUAGUCUGAUUUUUAAACACUUUUUUUUGCUUUGAUAAAGUGAUUAAUUUGACAUUUAUAAUUGGACGAGCUUUCGCAACAAGGAUAUAAACAAUAAACUUUUCACUCGUUCAGAAUAUUGACUGAAAAGUAUAAAAAUAUAGGACAUAACAAGAAGAAUGAUAAAUAUGCAACAGAAAAGAUUUCAUGCGAUGCCAUCUCUGUGUAAUACUGGAGAACUUAUACUAUUAUCAAAUGCCAAAUAAAAACAUUUAAUUAGUUUUUACAAGAUUAAAAGUUUUUGUAUAUUUUAUAUGGUUAACGGAUUGUACGAACUGCAAGAGAGAGAAAACAGUGCCGAAAUGUAGAGAGAAGGAAGCUAGAAAAGACCACAAAGAAGAAGAAAGAAGCUUUUUGGAGAUUGGUUUGGACAUUAAAGACUUACUCUAAAGUAAAAUCGUAAAUUUUAUUACUUGGAAUUACUUUUUACUGUUCGUUCUGCUAAUAUUGUAUCUGCAAAAUCCGUAGAAACUUGAAUGGAGGAAUCAAGGUGAAAAUUUGAUUAAGAACAAAUUUAAUCUCGAAGUCUAAGCAGGUACAUUUGAUCCCUAAUGCUUUUAUCAAAAUUAUAAUCCUGAAUUUAUAAAGAAUUGAUAAGAAUUAUAAUCUCAAAUUUAUAAAGAAUAUUGACAUUAUAAACGACUUUUUUUUU